Molecule: messenger RNA, 654 nt
Organism: Boleophthalmus pectinirostris (great blue-spotted mudskipper)
Lineage: Eukaryota; Metazoa; Chordata; Actinopteri; Gobiiformes; Gobiidae
Gene: rab3b
Product: RAB3B, member RAS oncogene family
Exons: 4
Coding region: 1-654 (217 amino acids)
Biological process (GO): protein secretion; protein localization to plasma membrane; regulation of exocytosis
Cellular component (GO): plasma membrane; endosome; synaptic vesicle
Molecular function (GO): GTPase activity; GTP binding
Source: RefSeq, a predicted model, not a curated record
AUGGCGAAGGCGGACCAGCGCUUCGGGCAGAGGGACGGCUCGGACCAGAACUUCGACUACAUGUUCAAGCUGCUGAUCAUCGGGAACAGCAGCGUGGGGAAGACCUCGUUCCUCUUCAGAUACGCCGACGACUCCUUCAGUAACUCCUUCGUCUCCACCGUCGGCAUCGACUUCAAGGUGAAGACGGUUUACCGCAACGACAAGAGGAUCAAGCUGCAGAUCUGGGACACGGCGGGGCAGGAGCGUUAUCGGACCAUCACGACGGCGUAUUACCGCGGCGCCAUGGGCUUCAUCCUCAUGUACGACAUCACCAACGAGGAAUCCUUCAACGCCGUCCAGGACUGGGCGACUCAGAUAAAGACGUACUCGUGGGACAACGCUCAGGUGAUUCUCGUCGGAAACAAAUGUGACGUGGACGAAGAACGAGUCGUUCCCCCGGAGAAAGGAAAACACCUGGCCGACCAACUGGGUUUCGAGUACUACGAGGCCAGUGCGAAGGAGAACAUCAACGUGCGUCAGGUGUUCGAGCGUCUGGUCGACAUCAUCUGUGUGAAAAUGUCCGAGCGCGUCGACGUCGAAGCUCCGGCCGCUGCAGGAACCAAGACGACCAGACUGACGGACAAACCCGCCCAGCUGCCGCAGAAGUGCUGCUGA